Messenger RNA from Arachis ipaensis, 2171 nucleotides. The record is from RefSeq and is a predicted model, not a curated record. NCBI's taxonomy places the organism in Eukaryota, Viridiplantae, Streptophyta, Magnoliopsida, Fabales, Fabaceae.
AAAGGGGAAUGAACCCUAGUCUCACCCACAGCCCACUCACACCUCUCCUCUCGAGCCUCCACAGUCCACUCUCACCUCUUGCUCUCAGUUCUCACGUCUUCGGUCUCCACCUCGAGCUUCCGGCGCAACUUCCGUCCAGCCCCGCCGUCGCAACGUCCGUGGAGCCACCACCACUGUUCGCGCAGCCACGCUCCAUCGAGUCAGCCCUCGAAAAUCGCAGCCACCGCCAGCGCCACUUUCCGUCACGCAGUUAGGGACCGCCGGCGCCAGCUCUGUUCAACCCUGCCACCCCUUCAGCCACCUCUUGCCUGCCACUGUCCCUGUCCCCGCCAGCUCUGCAUUUUUCCAGACUUCCAGCUUCUAACCCUAGGAAGCAGAUAUAAAAGCAGAGCUUUCAAGUCUGUGCCAGUUGCUGUCCAUGUCCUGGAAUCAAAAAUAAAAAAUCAAAGAAAUAGAAAAGAAGCAGCCUCACUUAUUUAAGCCUCACUUCCCUCCUUGCAGCCACCGCCCCCCCCUCACGGCCUCACGUCUGUUUGUCGUUUUCUGACUUUUCUCGUGCUUCCUUAUUCCGUUUGCCGUCGCCGCCCUUUGGUUAUCACCGUCGACGUCACAGGUGCGGGCAUCCGGUUCUUCUUCUUUCCAUCAGCCUCUGCUCGUGCUUCUUGCCUCUAGGUCACCAUCUGCCUCUGCUCUGCCUCUGCGUAUUCUAGUUUGUUGUCUGCCGCGGUUUCUCCUCUGAAUCUACCACUUCGUGUGCAAUCUUAUUUUUUUUUUCCUUGCAGUUUUCAGUCAUGAGUUUGCUUGAAGUCAUUAAAAAUGCUUCAAUCAAUUCGAAGCCACUUGAUUCUCCAUUGGAUUAUCCUAUUGUUCUGAACCCUGAUACUAUUAUACCUAACUUGAAGCCUGAACAAGAAGACGCAGUGGCCUUGUGUCUUGUAAAACCUCUUAGUGGAUGGAAAAUUUCGCAAGCUGAUGCCGAACUCAUUGACAUUGGGAAGAAGUUCUUUAUACAGCUAAAGGCAAAGCUCAAGAGUGGUAAUAGUUUGGAGAAGGAUGAGUUUAUUGGUGAUUUGAAUUCCUAUCUGAAUAGCAUCGCUGAGAAAAUAGGUGUUUCGGUUGUUAUUAAUCCAUCUAUGCCCAAUUAUACUAAGUUCUUGAUUGACAAGGUUGGAUAUUCUAUGGGUAAGGAUGUUGUUGGUGUUGUUUUGGAUGUGUGCAUUUCGUUUGAUAUUUGGGAUAUAGUUGAGGCUUUGAUUGAGCAUGGUGUUAUUAAGCAUUCUUGUCAUUCGGGCUUGGUUACUAGGUUAGUUGAAAAGGAGAGGUCCGACUUGAUAUGUAUGUGCAUUAAGCACGCGUCUGAUCUCGGGUCAUCUGAAAUACUCAGCAUUCUGAGGUAUUUUCUUUCUCCAUCCAAAGAUGCUUAUGAUAGUAUGAUAACCGUGAAGAAGGAAUGGGAGAACCAAGCACAGUUGGCCAUUGAUGGAAUUAGUAAUAGCAGUUGGAACAAAAAGAAUCUGCUUGUGGCAAAGGAGGCUUCCAUUUUGCUUAUGGUAGCUUAUGAUGGUUUCUCUGCAUCUGAGAUUUGUUUGCAUUAUCUACUUGCAUCGUCAAACUUCAAUGAUGUGCUGUUAUCGUCUUCCUUCAGUAAGUUGAAUGGCAAAGAGUUGAUUAACUUGAUUCGCUAUUUAUCGAAGUGGCUAAAGAAGUACGAGAGGUUUCCUCAAGCUGGUCCCUGCCCUGAAGCUGCAGCAGCUUUGGGUUUGACGGUUUGCAAUUGGGUUCCUAAACUCGACGAUGUUGUGAAGUUUCUUGGUUUUGUGCUUGAUGAGAACUUUUCUUCGUUGGUGUUGCAUCCGGAGUUUCAUGAGCAGCUAAGAUUAAUUGAGGAAGUGGUUAGUUCUUUGACUGCUGAAUCCAAAUGUUGUUUUUUGAUGGCUGAUGUGGUGAACAAACUAAAGAUGGAAGUAAAAGGUGGAAAUACGUAUGAUCUUUUUUGAAACUUAGUUGUUCGAUUUUGUUAUGUUUUAUCAAUUUUGAUAGAAUAUGAAGACGUGUCUGAAGUGUGAACUGAUAAUCAAAUGAUCAAAUCAUUGUAAUUUUUGGUUUAUGAUGUCGACUGCAAUUCAUUUAGAGGUUUAUCUCUUCUCACGGGCUUUUUUAUUUAAGAAUUA